Molecule: messenger RNA, 546 nt
Organism: Fusarium coffeatum
Lineage: Eukaryota; Fungi; Ascomycota; Sordariomycetes; Hypocreales; Nectriaceae
Exons: 5
Coding region: 1-546 (181 amino acids)
Cellular component (GO): cytosol
Molecular function (GO): L-methionine (R)-S-oxide reductase activity; protein binding
Source: RefSeq, a predicted model, not a curated record
AUGGUUCAUGCUGAUGCGUCAAACUUUGCCGAGGGCGUCACCAAAGACGAUGCCUACGAGCAAGUCCUCUGGCAAGCUGAAGGUCUAGUUACUGACCAGCGCAACUGGGUUUGCAAUCUUUCCAACGCCGCUUCUUUGCUGUGGCAUGCAUACAAAUCUUUGGCCUCACCCAGCAAAGACGUGAACUGGGCCGGAUUUUACGUCCUCGACAAGUCCUCCAAAGACCCCCAACUCAUCCUCGGCCCAUUCCAGGGUAAGGUCGCUUGUCAGACCAUCAGGUUCGGAAAGGGAGUUUGUGGUACAGCGGCCGCAACUCAAGAGACACAGCUGGUCCGAGAUGUGGAGGAAUUCCCUGGACACAUUGCUUGUGAUGGAGACAGCAAGAGCGAGAUAGUUGUGCCUAUCCUCGUUGCUCAGGACGACGGUUCUAAGAAGCUAGUGGCUAUCAUUGAUAUCGACUGUGCUGAGCUCAACGGGUUUGAUGAGGUCGAUAAGAAGCAUCUUGAGCAGCUUGCGGCUCUGCUCGCUACGAGUUGUGAUUGGUAA